AUGUUGAAUACGAGUUCGUCGCAUGAUACGGAGACGGAUGGGCAAACAGAGGUGGUGAAUCGGUGCUUAGAAGCAUAUCUUCGUUGUUUUGCAUUGGAGCAACCGAAGGAGUGGUCACAAUGGAUUCAUUGGGCUAAAUUGUGGUAUAACCCCACAUUCCAUGUUUCUACAGGAACUACACCUUUUGAGGCAAUGUAUGGAAGAAAACCACCCACUGUGGUUAGAUAUUUACAGGGAGAAACGAAAGUAAAAACGGUAGCAGCUGAAUUAGUUGAUCGUGAUAAGGCCUUAUGUCAACUUAAGUAUCAUUUGAACAAAGCCCAAGAACAGAUGAAGAGCCUUGAGGACAAGGAUGCAGUUCCUGAUGGCGGUAAUGACAUAAUUAUUGGGCCUAAGACUAGUGAAAGGCCCAAAUCUGCAGUGUGGAGAACACAACAUGAGGAUGUUGAAAUUCAUGCUCUUAUAUCAUAUAUUUGGCAGCAGAGCAACCAAUUGCAGCAGGAGGAUCCUACUGCUAAACCUGGGUUUUCCAUAAAAGGUGGCAUCUUAUUCUACAAAAAUAGCCUUGAGGACAAGGAUGCAGUUCCUGAUGGCGGUAAUGACAUAAUUAUUGGGCCUAAGACUAGUGAAAGGCCCAAAUCUGCAGUGUGGAGAACACAACAUGAGGAUGUUGAAAUUCAUGCUCUUAUAUCAUAUAUUUGGCAGCAGAGCAACCAAUUGCAGCAGGAGGAUCCUACUGCUAAACCUGGGUUUUCCAUAAAAGGUGGCAUCUUAUUCUACAAAAAUAGGUUAGUUAUACCUGCUAACUCAUCACUUAUUGAGGAUCUAAUUAAGGAUUUUGAUUCUUCCCCUAGUGGGGGUCACUCCGGCUACCUACACACUUAUAGAAGAAUGCCAGGCCCUUUAUAUUGA
Molecule: messenger RNA, 912 nt
Organism: Cicer arietinum (chickpea)
Lineage: Eukaryota; Viridiplantae; Streptophyta; Magnoliopsida; Fabales; Fabaceae
Source: RefSeq, a predicted model, not a curated record